Messenger RNA from Peronospora matthiolae, 726 nucleotides. Lineage: Eukaryota; Oomycota; Peronosporomycetes; Peronosporales; Peronosporaceae. The record is from the annotation of a GenBank genome assembly.
AUGGGUGUCAAUCACAUCGACGUCGAUGAUGAUGAUGACGACGAUACUGGCAUAUUCAGCGUCUCCAAUGGCUGCCACAGUGAGGACGAUGACGCCGUCGCUGGUGAAGACGACGUUCUUUCAGCACUUCACACGAAGCGCACUGCUGUUGACAAGGAUGAAUCAGCAGAGGAAUUUAUGCUGAAUCGCGAAGCGGAUGUCCGCUUCGUUCAAGACUACAUUGCAGAUCCACCAGACAGGCAGAAAAGAAAUGCAGACAAACAGGGAAGAACAAGUGUUCUUUCAUUUGAUGAAGUAGAUUUAGUUUUACGGUCUACAGUAAACUUACCGAAACACGCAGUAACAAACGUGGGCGGCAGUAAAUUACUGCCCAAGUAUAUCGGUUCAUUUCGUGUGUUGCGCCGGAUGGGCAACGCAUACACGAUUGAACUGCCCCGUAAGCUGCGUACGCAUCUUGCGUUUUACUUUAGACGUCUCCGCCCGUACUAUCAGUACGAGCCCGUUUCAAGAGGUGAAGAACGCAUCCGCGGUCGAGAGCCGAGACCACCUUCGAGUGGUCCCGUUCCAAAGAGCCAGUCUGGUCUACUAGCGAAGCGACCUGCUCACGCAGUUGAGCGUUGUCUUGACGAGCCGCAGCCAGCUCGUCACGAGGAGAACGAUCGAACGUUCGUUUUGAAGUUGUGUGAACGCAAACGCGGCGCGAUCAUUCGAACGACCGUUCGCUAG